CCCCCCCCCCCCCCCCCUCUCUGGAUUUGCUGCAUCGGCUGCUGUAGCAUCCCCUACCCUCGUGAAUGAGGGAUUGCAGGACAGAAGCUGCGUGCCUCCGCAUCAUCCACACCUCGAUGACCUCGCCCCCACACGUCCUCCUCCUCGGCGCUGCUUGGCAUGAGAUGCAAGCGACCGUGGCCUUAGGAUUUUUGGGGACGUACUGACGUUCGCCUCCAAUGCUAAUGAAGCAUUCACUGACCACUGCAUACCAGGUGCUUGUGUUUUUGCCAACACCAUUGAUCUUUUAUAUUGGAUAAUCACUGUAAUGUUUUGUUUUGUAGAAUGUACACUUUAAAUCAGCAUGUUGAAUGUGCGGAUAUAUCUACACACAAGCUUUGGUAUACUUGUUCUCUGCUUCUAUUCUAAAUUAAUUCCAUAUUUCUUCUCUUAUCUAUACAACUAAAAAGAGGCUAAGGGUGACGUUUUUCUUGGUCUUUCAUCCCCUGUCUGAGCGGCGCCCUAUGGUCCUUCGCCGUCCGUCCUCGGGGAAACGAGGAGCGUCUGAUCGUCUCCCGUGCAAUCUGAGCGCUCCCACACCCUCACCUGACCAGCCUCCCACACAGCAUGCCGCCUUCCCCAUCGGCUCCGCCCGACGCUCUCCCCCUCACAAACAUUUUCUAACCUGCCUUGAAAGUUCUUAGUAAACAGCUUAGUUUUUGUAAUGUUGGUGGAUAUUUUGCCAAAAUAACCAAAUCGAUCUAUCUUAUUCCUUUUCUAACAAACCAAAUCCAUCUAAUCUAAUCUGACAGGUACUGUUCAUGUGGUACUGUUCCGCGUGGGCCCUUGGGCUGUCUCCACCUGCCAUCUCGGUGGCAGCUGCCCAUGACAGUUUUAAUGUACCAUUUAUUUGUCUACAAGCCUGUUACCAUGUAAUAGACGUAUUUUUUUAUGGGCACCAGUAACAUAUGUCAAGUCCAGGAUUAGCUGUCGAUUUUCCUGUUUGGGUUUACCGUUUAUUUUGAUGUUGUCUACUACAUUAAAGUAGAGUGUGCUCACUAACCUUCAUAUCAUAACACCAGAGAUUCAACAUAGAAAUGUGAUGUGGGGGUUCUAUUUUCUGAAAGUAAUAUUUAUUUAGAUUUUUCUUCUAUAUAUUGAGAAGAAUGGUUAUGAUCAUAGGCUUAAUUUAUUUUUAUAACCAUAAACCAUUUAAUAACUAACCUAAUAUACAAAAAGAUGAAUACUUGCCUUGGAAAGUUACUCGCGCACGCACUGCUCCAGACCUGUGGACGCGGCUCCGCAUGUCCACGACUCGACAUUUCCGCAGCAACUCUGUUGGUCUACGCGCGUUCAUGCAUCCGCGACGCGCACACACUGACGACUGACUCAAGCACGCCAGGAACACACCCAUGGCUCGACACACGCACACACAGCCAUGUCAAGAUUAUUGCUAACACGCGGAGCCCGCGCUGCCGGAGAACGGAGGCGGCGGAGGUCGGAGGUACCAAGCGACGGGAAGGUUCGGUUCGAUCCUAGGUUCAACGGGUCACGACCCUAUCUCUCCCUCAAUCGUUUGGGUUCGGUUGGACUUGACCCGUUUCCAGAUUACAAGAGCGGACCGUGUUCGAGAGAGGUUCGAACCGCACCCCUUGCACCCAUACAUGGCGAUGUACUCGGUGACAGCGCCGGCGUCGGCGCCGACUUGCAUGGUGAUGCUGCUAGACUGGGACCCCGGCCCGGAGCUCAUGCAAAGGGCCAGCGGGUGAUCCUGCUCCCAGCAUGAGUGGCCGUGCAGUCAGGGUGGCACAGAUGAGGGGCAUACCUAAAGCGGAUGGGAGAGCAGCAUGGGUGUAAGUAAAGCUUGGAAGCCCAGGGAAGUAGACAUGCUCAUCGUGUGUUUUGCUUGCAGUUUAGUUUUCUAAAAGCCAUUUGCAGAGUUCUGUAAUAUGAUGCCCAUGCAUUUGCUAAACCUUGCAAAAACAGAAUUGGACCAAACUAUAUGCUAAAUCGUUCAGUUACUGCUGUCUUUGCACACUGUUUCUGCAUUUUGCCAUUCCUUUCAUAGGCAGUAGGCACUGUCUUGCCAAAGCCCUCCUUCCAUAGGCAGUCUUGCUAAAAGCCCAAACGUUGCUGGCUAGUGGCUGGUCGAUCGCUUCUGGGCUUCUGGAAUUGUGGCUGGUCGAUCGCUUCUGGGCUUCUGGAAUUGUGGCUUGCAACUUAAACACACUUCAAAAUUUUUUGGACCUACAAUUGCCAAAAGCCUCUUCUUUCUUUGCCAAAAAGUAUGUCUUUUUUCUAAUUCAAGAGCUACACAUAUCACAGUACAUGUUCAUAUGUUUAAACUUCCUGUGUUAGUAUACACGCAUGUACCGACUUCCUUGUAUGUUGUUUUGCCGCAAUGCUAAUUUUACUUUUUUUUAUGAAUUGUUUAGUUAUUUUAUUGUUUAUAAAUGCUCAGCUUUCACAUUUAUUAUUCUAGCUAACCUUCCCUUUGUUGCUGAGUGAGGCAGAAGCUGCCUUCCCUUUUAAAAUGAGUCUCAGCCGCUGUAAUGCCACCUGCCCCUCCCCUCCCCCUACCUUCCAUUCAUAGAUUACAAAAAAUGGUUUAUAUAUAUUUUUUUAUUCUAAGUAAGGUGUUCAAGUACUUGUGGAUCUUGCCCGGGCAGCAAAUGAUAAAGAUGACAGAGUUAAAAAUAUUGUCAGAGAAAAUAUACAGAAGUUGUCCAGGAAAGAAAAAAAUGAAUUGCAGGAUGGUUACUGUGAAGGCUUCACUUUCAUUUCCAAUGCUGCUCGAUGGGGGCAGCAGUUUCUUAUGGAAAUAUUAGUGGUGGAUUGUAAUCUUGACCCCAAAAAACCAGAUCUUCAUUACGGUAUGGCUUGUCUCUUCUUUUGUAUUGAAGUUUAGUAAUUCCAUGCUGCUGCUGGUGUAAAUAUUUCCAUAAUUGUAAAUGUGCAUUUGUUUUUGCAGGUAUGACUCCACUUCACCAUGCAGCUGCAUGUGGGCAAACAGAAAUGGUUAUGACUCUAGUAGAAACAUACGAUUGUCCACUUUAAACUAUUGAUGACUGCAAUUCGACUCCACUCUGUCUUGCUAUCAUGAACGGUAAAGUCGAUACUGCUAAAACCCUCAUUGAUCUUGGUGCUCAACUGGACGUGGAGAACAUUUAUGGUACACCGUUACAUAUUGCUGGAUUUGGUGCGAACCUUGAUGGAGUGAAGCUGAUGUAUGAGAAGUAUCCUGAGGUAUGCCCCUCAUCUGUGCCACCCUGCCUGCACGGCCACUCAUACUGGGAGCAGGAUCACCCGCUGGCCCUUUGCAUGAGCUCCAGGACGGGGUCCCAGUCUAGCAGCAUCACCAUGCAAGUCGGCGCCGACGCCGGCGCCGUCACCGAGUACAUCGCCAUGUAUGGGUGCAAGGGGUGCAGUUCGAACCUCUCUCGUACAUGGUCCGCUCCUGUUAUCUGGAAACGGGUCAAGUCCAACCGAACCCAAAUGAUUGAGGGGGAGAUAGGGUCGUGA
Messenger RNA from Panicum virgatum (switchgrass), 3501 nucleotides. RefSeq lists its product as uncharacterized. The transcript is spliced from 4 exons. The record is from RefSeq and is a predicted model, not a curated record. NCBI's taxonomy places the organism in Eukaryota, Viridiplantae, Streptophyta, Magnoliopsida, Poales, Poaceae. The coding region runs from base 3079 to 3501 and encodes 140 amino acids.